AGCUUUCCUUCCUCUCCUCUGCCAUUUUGUUUUAUCAUUUUGCAGUCGUGUUAUUGACGUUAUUGUUCUGUGUUUUCGCUAUUAACGUGAUUUUCUGAUUUUAUUGCUGUUUGUGGUUGAUGCAGUUAAAUAAGUAGAAGAUGGCCAACCGAAGACCUCAGGGGGGCGGUCGCCGCAUGGACUACGGUCACAAUGAUCGCGGGAAGAGCUUCGGGCGUUCCGGAGUAUCGCCAUGGCAGGGCGGUGGGCCGAGCGGGUCCUUACCUAACCUUUUGCCGCUUUCCGGGGUCCCUACCGAAGCCACGCUGGCGUUAGCCAGCAAUAUCAUCAACUUGCUGCAACCGAGGCAGAACCCUGUCCCGUCUCUUCUCGACAUGCCAAUCAGACGGGACUUCGGACCGGACAUGGGCCGUUAUGACAGAGGUUAUGGUGGACCUAAUCGGAUGGGCAAUCAGGGUAAUUUCCGGCGUACGGGGAAUUACAACAGUCGCACGGGUGAGCGUAUCAACAUGAAUCGUAAGCCGUUCAGGCCCAAUGAUGGGCGCCACCACCACAAGAACUCCCCGAAAAAGGAAGCCGAUUCCAAGGCUAAACCUGUGAAGGAGAGUGAAGACAAAGACAAGGACUCGAAAGAUGAAGACUCCAAGAAGGAAACCCCGAAGACCCGCUAUGAUGACAUUGACGCCCAGUUGCUGCGGUGCCACAUCUGUCACAAGAGCAUGUGGGACGGCAGGAGUUUCGAGAACCAUCUGAGUGGCCGGGCCCAUGCCAUUAUGAUGCAGAAGACUGCGGAGAGCUAUGCGCUCACUGCUGAUACUAUGAGGCAAGAGUAUAAGAUCCGCGAGAUGAAACGCACUCGCAAAUCCGGACAGCAACCGGCCAGAGAUUUCUACUGCGCCAUGUGCGACAUGUACGCCGCGGACGGCGCCGUUCACCGCACCACUGUCGGCCACCGCAAGCUCAAGAAAUACCUGCACCCGACAUGCACGUGCUGCCACAAGGAGAUGCCGACUCGCAUCGAGUUGGACGAGCACCGUCUCAGCGCGGAGCACCUCCGCAACAUCCAUGACAAGAAUGAACUGGUCACCAAGCCCAAGCCGGAAGUGAUGGUGAUCUCGACGCUCACCAUGGAGCAGUCGUACCUGCGCGAGGACCGCGAGCGCCGCAAGCCGCAGGACGACAAGGAGAAGACCGUCGAGAAGGAAGGCAACGAGGACGGCAACGCCGAGGUGAAGACAGAGCCGGUAGAAGGCGAGGAGGCGAAGCCUGAGAAGGAAAGCUUGGAUAACGACAACACCAUCCUGGACUACAAGGAGGGUGAUGAUCUGUCCAACAUCACCCCCGAAAUGCUGCCCGCCUACAGCACCGAGCGUGGCGUAGGCGCCUCCUUCCUGCAACCCUUCCACUGCGUACAGUGCAAGCUGUGCCGUAAGCUCCUGGACGGUGAUGAGACCGCCGAAGUUCAUCUGAGGACCUGGAGGCAUCAUCAGCUCUUCACGCGUCUGCUGACCCAGCAGCAGGAGGCUAAACAGCAAGCAGCCGAAGUAGAAGCCGAGAAGGCCGAGCAAGAAUCCAGCAAGCGCACCGCCAAGGCCGAAGAGAGCGGCAACUGGAAGCGACGACGCACCUCCGAGAACGGCCACGAGGCCAACGGACACGAAGACGACGACGUCUGUAUGAAGGGUGAGUCUAGUCUAGAGUCUAACAAGCGACGCCGAGGCCGAAGAGAGCGGCAACUGGAAAGUCCAACAAGCGACGCCGAGGCCGAAGAGAGCGGCAACUGGAAGCGUCGACGCACCUCGGAGAACGGCCACGAGGCCAACGGACACGAAGACGACGACGUCUGUAUGAAGGACGAGGUGGACGGGGAAGUGGAAGGCGGAGCGGAGUUGCCACCGGAUGAUGCCCUGGAAGAUUGGGAGCAGAGCGUCGAUGAGAUUCUGCAGGACGAGCGGGAACAAAACGAAGAGGAAAAGAACGAGGAGGAAGACAAGGAGUCCCAGGAACAGGAGGAGUCCUCGGGCGCGCCCGCCGGGGAGGAGUCCCCCCCGCCCGCCCGCGCCCGCCGCGGCCGCUACUAGGCGGCCACACGCAUGAGUGUGGUGUUCCACCUGACCAAUGUCGUUGCCUCUCACUCUGUCAUUAACCAACAUGAGAGACAGACCACACGUUGGACAAAAAAAUCUCUUUUCCCUAUAAGUCUCAUUUAAAUGUAAGUCGCAUAUAUCAUUAUUCAUCUCGUUUAAAAACUACAGUCCGUCUUAGAAUAACGGAAAAAAGCAGCGUUCCUAGUUAAAAAUACAAACGUCAUUACUUAUACUUAUUGCUAAGUAAGUAUUGCUGCCUGUGCUAAAAAUGCAGUUGCAAUAUUGCCGUAAACGUUUUUUUUUAUCCAAUGUGUUAAAAAAACUGCAGCAUAUGUGCUUUAUAUAGUAGUGAAAUAAAAUAAUAUAAAUUUAAUAAAAGUGAGCGAUUGAAAUUCAAACACAUACAAAACUAAUAAACCUAUUAAGGUGCAGCGGUGACUAGAGUCACACACAACACAUAUUUUUCACUAUCUGGACAUUUAUGGCACUCUAGUUAAUAAUGUAAAACAUGGAAGAUAUUUCGAUUAGUUGAAGCAAUGAAGUGAACCCGCAGUCGAAAUGGCCCCGCUGCACCUUAGACAAAGUUACCGAAACUGAAAAUUUUGUUUCAUUAUCGGGUAGUUCGCCACUAACUAGCCACCUGUUAGUAGUUGGCCACCCUAAACUGAAAAUGAAUUCUAUUCACCUAUAAACAUAAUUCAUUUUAGUAUAAGGUGGCUAGUUAUUGAAGGGUGGCCAGUUAUCAAAACCUUAUACUAAAAUGAAUUCUGUUUAUAGGUAAAUAAAAUUCAUGUUUAGUUUAUGGUGGCCAGUUACUGGCGUAUUACCCUCCCACGUUUUUGAAAAAAAUCGUGCCUCAUAUUUUGACAGCAUUUGAUACAGUCAGUGUACCUUUGGUUUACCUGAAUUUAUUGAAAUCGCCCCGUUUUAGACUUACUGUAGGAUUUCGAUACCAUGACUUGCCUUUUUUAUGAAUGAAGAAUAUGUGUCCGUUAUUUUAAAAUAGUCGGAAAACAAUAAAUGUGACGUUCUCAAUCAAAAGGUACCACCUUGUCGCUUGCCAUAAGGACGUUCAGAGGUUAUUCGUAUAAAGAACAAGCAAAUUUUGUAUAUGUGUGUUUUUAUGUGAUCGACAAAGUGGUACCUUUUGAUUGAGAACGUCACAAAUAUAGUUUUUGAUUUAUUUUUUUAUAAUUUGAUUUAAAACAAGGAUAUAAUGAUUUCUCUUCCAUUUUACAAACAAUACGGGCGAUGUGGAUAAAUAAAAUAAUUUCUUUCGCUUUCACUGUUUUUAUUUAGUAGGUACUAUUGUAGUGCUUAGUGUUAAGGGAACUUCUUUCAUUGUGAACAUUGUUUAAUCUAAUACAUAACAAUUUGUCA
Molecule: messenger RNA, 3467 nt
Organism: Cydia splendana
Lineage: Eukaryota; Metazoa; Arthropoda; Insecta; Lepidoptera; Tortricidae
Gene: Pep
Product: zinc finger protein on ecdysone puffs
Exons: 13
Coding region: 141-2081 (646 amino acids)
Cellular component (GO): nucleus
Source: RefSeq, a predicted model, not a curated record